Xenopus tropicalis (tropical clawed frog) is the source of this 802-nucleotide messenger RNA. RefSeq names its product ATPase, H+/K+ transporting, nongastric, alpha polypeptide (gene atp12a). The record is from RefSeq and is marked validated. Lineage: Eukaryota; Metazoa; Chordata; Amphibia; Anura; Pipidae.
GAAAGCUUUCCCGUCCUGCCUGAAGAUGUCAAGGUGUGGGGAGGAUUGCAGCUAACAUUGGCUCCUUGUUGGGACAGCCACAGCCUCUACAAGCUCUUGCAUUUGAAAAAUCUAGUGUGGACAUUCAUCUUCUGAUUUGUUUUUUGACUCUCUGUUUGAUCCUCCUUGUUAGAGCAAGGCGACAGUCACCUGUUCUUAAUAAAAACAAAAGAUAAAAUGGGUACUGAGGCCAAACCUGAUAUUUACUCUGUGGAGAUCAGUGGAACAAGGGAUGUAGAAAAUCCAGACCAAGAAAAUGAAAAAGAGAAGUACAAGGAUCUCCACAAGAAAAAAAAUAAGAAGGCAAAGAAAAAAGACAAGAAAGUAGAUGAACUUAAGCAAGAACUUGAUCUGGAAGAUCAUAAACUCAGUGUGGAAGAAUUGGAAGCAAAAUAUAAUACAAGUCUUCUCAAAGGUCUCACCAGUGCAAGAGCUGCAGAGGUUCUGGCUCGCGAUGGUCCCAACGCACUUACACCCCCAAAGGGUACUCCUGAAAUUGUCAAAUUCAUUAGGCAGAUGAUAGGAGGUUUCUCCCUGCUUUUGUGGGCUGGCGCUGUCCUCUGCUGGAUUGCAUACGCGAUUCAGUAUGCCUCAGACAAUGCAGUCUCGAGAGAUAAUCUGUAUCUAGGUGUUGUCCUUGCAGUGGUUGUCAUACUCACUGGCUGCUUUGCCUAUAUCCAGGAGGCUAAAAGUACUAAUAUCAUGGCCAGUUUCAAAAAAAUGAUUCCGCAGCAAGCUAUUGUUACCCGCAAUGGAGAGAAAA